CUUUAGCUUAGUUUAAGUACUAAAGAUAAUACAUUAUAGGAAUAUUUUAAGUAGAAUGUCUGCAGGUAUACCGGUACGGUUAUUAAAUGAGGCUCAAGGGCAUACGAUUUCUUUGGAAUUGACUACGGGAGAUACUUACCGAGGUAAGUUAUUAGAAAAUGAAGAUAAUAUGAAUUUAUCAUUAUAUGAUGUAGUAAUUACUAAAGGUAGAACAGGAGCAACAACUUAUAUGAAUCAAGUAUUUGUUAGAGGUUCAAUGAUUAGAUUUAUAUCGGUACCAGAAAUAUUAAAAAAUGCUCCUAUGUUUUUUAUGAAACCAGGUGAUAAACCAAAACCUCCUGUUAGAGGUCCUCCACCCAAAAGGGUUAAACGUUAAUGAGUUUAAUUCAUUAAUCGUAUGCAUUUUAUGUAAAUUAGAAAUUGUAUAUUAAUAUUAUAAUUAUAAAUAAUUUUAUAAUUAUUAUCUAGAUUAAAUAAUAUAUUAAUUA
Molecule: messenger RNA, 488 nt
Organism: Scheffersomyces amazonensis
Lineage: Eukaryota; Fungi; Ascomycota; Pichiomycetes; Serinales; Debaryomycetaceae
Gene: SMD3
Product: mRNA splicing protein
Exons: 1
Coding region: 56-376 (106 amino acids)
Biological process (GO): RNA processing; spliceosomal snRNP assembly
Cellular component (GO): pICln-Sm protein complex; U1 snRNP; catalytic step 2 spliceosome
Molecular function (GO): RNA binding
Source: RefSeq, a predicted model, not a curated record